Cyprinus carpio (common carp) is the source of this 1898-nucleotide messenger RNA. RefSeq names its product C3a anaphylatoxin chemotactic receptor. Gene Ontology annotation, molecular function: complement component C5a receptor activity; G protein-coupled receptor activity. Gene Ontology annotation, cellular component: plasma membrane. The record is from RefSeq and is a predicted model, not a curated record. Gene Ontology annotation, biological process: inflammatory response; positive regulation of cytosolic calcium ion concentration; phospholipase C-activating G protein-coupled receptor signaling pathway. NCBI's taxonomy places the organism in Eukaryota, Metazoa, Chordata, Actinopteri, Cypriniformes, Cyprinidae.
UUAUGCUGUCCAUUAAUGUUGAAAUCAAAACAAAAGACAGAGAGUCAAGCUCAAAAUCCUCCCACUGACAAACAGAAAACACUCCCUCUUAGUUUUUAUCCUACAUCAGCUGAAACGGCGUUAACCACACUUGCCAAAGCUCUCAGAUCUCUGAGUCAAUGCAAACAAGUUGACCAAAGCCUCAUAAGAAGAGAAUCAAUGUCUGCAAAAGAUCUGAUCAAUGUCACCUCCAACCACACUGAUUCCUCCAGCUACCCCAGCGAGGGCAUGCGUGUGCUGCAGAUGAUCGUGACCGUGAUGAUCUUCAUUGUGGGCGUUUCUCUAAACGGUCUGGUGGUCUGGGCAUUGGGGGUUCGAGUUUGGUGCCACAACAGAAGAGCUGCCGGUGAGACACAGAGUGCCGACAGCUUCCGGAUCUAUGUGGUGAACCUGGCACUUGCUGACUUGGUGCUGUUGUUACGUACGCCACUGAUGCUGCCCUACUUGGUGAACCACUUCAAUUGGACAUUGGGGGAACCUGUAUGCAAGCUGGUGAUUUAUUUGCGAUGCCUUGGAUUGUAUGCGAGUGCGUUCUUGCUGUGUGCUGUCGCAGUGGAGCGCUGCUUGUGUCUCCUUAGACCAGUUUGGGCUCGAAUGAAACGCCCUCGUUGGGCUGUACCUCUGGCCUGCAUCUCAAUAUGGGUGUUAGCAGCUUUGUUCGCUGCACCCUACAUCAACACAGCCAAAGUCAAUUACAGUGGGGGUCGCAACAACUGUAGAGAAAGCAAUUUGGAAGCAGGACAAGCCUUAGUUGUGUUGGAGACUGUGGCAGGAUUCUUGUUACCUCUAGUGAUCUUCUUGUCAUGCAAUAUUGCAGUAAUUUUUUGUGCAAAGAAGGCUGAGAGCGCAGUGUCUUCACCUACCUCAUCAUCUGGACCGGGUUACACAUCCCAUCGUCUGACCCGUCUCUAUCGCGUACUCUUCCUCACCAUGCUCCUCUUCCUCACGUGCUGGGUGCCGUACUUCACCUGCCGCUUUUUGAGGGCCCUCUCACACAAUCGUCCAGAUUGGAAGAAGUUAGAAAAUGGAGCAAUCGGAGCUGCAUAUGUGGCACUGUUUCUGGUUUACAUAAAAAGUGCACUCAACCCAGUCCUGUACGUGUUCGCAGCUCGUGGACUCGGCCGCACGGUUCGUGCCUCACUUUUCUCAACAAUUGAGCGAGUCUUCAAUGAGGAAUUAUCAGAGUCUUUACGAAGAAAGUCCUUACGAAGGAAAGACUCUCAGUUUUAGUGGUGCUUGAAGAUUGUAAAAUACUGAUCUGCAGAAGACUGAAACCAACAUCUGCGAUCUAGUUUCCAGAUCUGCUUGUUAGACAAAUAAUGAACAUUGACUAAAAGCAGAAAACACAUACAAUAUAAAUCUCUACACAAGAAGAGAUUAACAGACUUCAUUUGAUGGACAUAAAAACAUUUCCCAAGAUCCAUCCUAUUAUUGAUAUGAUUGUUUUAUUCUUGGAUUUAACUGUGAAGCAUUUUGUAGCACUUUUAUUUUAGGAACUUUACAACAAAUGAAAGGCAUUCCUUCCUUUGACUAAAGGCUGGUCAUUACAGGCUUAAAUUAAGCAUAAAGUGUGUUCUCUUAACAUCUUAUGUAGUAGAAAUGAGCCCUACAUAAAUUUUUUUUUCACCCAGAUCAAUACCCAGUUAAAAGAAACCAAACAUGAAAGAUUAAGAAGUUGAUCAGUUUACCAUUUAGAAUCUUUACAGACAGCAGAAAGGUUCCCAUUAAUGAUAAAUCUUAAAAUGAAAAUUAAAUUCCAGUGCUUAUCUUGAUAUUGCUGCAUUAAUGCUUAAAAUGUAUGUAAUUUCUGUGCCUAGUCCUCUAUGCAAACUUUUUAUUAUUAAACAAAUAAGCAGUUA